Molecule: messenger RNA, 955 nt
Organism: Panicum virgatum (switchgrass)
Lineage: Eukaryota; Viridiplantae; Streptophyta; Magnoliopsida; Poales; Poaceae
Product: early nodulin-like protein 1
Exons: 2
Coding region: 115-735 (206 amino acids)
Cellular component (GO): plasma membrane
Molecular function (GO): electron transfer activity
Source: RefSeq, a predicted model, not a curated record
ACUCCACGCGCGCGCGCACCGAGCCGAGCCUUCUGCAGACUGAGCACGGCGACCGGCGCCACCGUCUCCGCUCCUCGCCCGCGCCGCGCGCCGCCUGCCGCCGCUGCAAGAUCCAUGGCCGCCGCGUCGACCUCUGGCAGCAGCUCCCGCGCGGCCCUCCCCGCGCUGGCCUUCGCCGGCUUCGUCCUUCUUCUUCUCGCCCCCGCCGUAGCCGGCGAGGAGGCCUCGGCGCCGCCGGGGCCGCUGGAGUUCCACGUCGGCGGGCCGCGCGGGUGGCGCGUCCCGGACGGCAACACCAGCUACGGCUGGUGGGCCACCAACAACCGCUUCCGCGUCGGCGAUCGCCUCCUGUUCAGGUACGCCAACGACUCGGUGCUGCUGGUGGAGCGGCCGGCCUUCGACGCCUGCAACACCACGGCGCCGCUCGCCGCGUUCGACGACGGCGCCACCACGUUCGCCCUCGACCGCCCGGGCUUCUUCUGCUUCAUCAGCGGCGAGCCGGGCCACUGCGAGCAGGGCCAGAAGCUCGUCGUGCGCGUCAUGGUGCACCUGGCCGCGUCCGGCCCGGCCUCCGCGCCUGGGGCACCGGCACAGCCGGGCCACGGCGGCGGCGGCCGCCCCGGGCCGCCGGGAUUGCCCGGCGCAACCUCCGGCGCAGCCACAGCCGCUGCCACCAGCGUCGCCGUCGCGGCGGCGCUGGUUGUCCUUGCCAGUCUCGUCCUGAUGAUGGAGUGAUCAGCAGUUUGCAUGCGAACUCGCCUGCGUAGUUUGUUAGGUUUAAUCUGCCUGUGUUUAUUUCUGCUUAGGAUCCAUGACUCGUCUAGUGUUGGUACUGUAUCGUGUCAAGACAAUUUGCUUGUUUUACUGAGUAAUCGUGUACUAUUUAAUUCCUAUGUAAUGUGAUCUAUGUAUGGAGUUACUGUGAUUCCCUUGGUUAGUUUAUUCGGUAAAAAAA